UCAGUGUGUUAUCUUUAUCUUACUAAAGCAUAGAAAAAAAAAAAUUCAUUGCAUUAGUCCCAAAGCACUCCUAAGCAAACCAACAACAAUGUCAUACCUUAACCGUCCCUAUGAAAGCAACUACUACGAGGCUGACAGAGAGGUCAUUCGUGAGGGUCCAUAUGGCAACUACUCAGCUGAGUACAGGAUUGAUGAAUAUGGAAACCGUGUACCCCACCACAACUACAACCAAAACCAACACCACCAAAAUGGGGUGGCCGGAGUUGUAAAGGAAAUUGUGAGUGAAGUCAUGUCUGGGGGCCACAAACACAACCACAACAACCACCACCACCACGGUCCAACUGAAUACAUUGAGAGGAGGGAAGAGCGUAUUGUUGACAGUACCUAUGAUCCAUACAGGAGGAUGUACUAAGUAAUGCCUGCUGCGUGCCUACAUGAUUCAGGGAAAGUGACAGCAACUAUAAGUAAAAUAAAAAUCACCCCUUAGCCUCUUGGCAUGGGCUAGUUUCUAGGGUUUGGUAUUGUGCUGUAACUUUACAUUAUGUUGUUUAAUGAUGUACUCUACUUUUAAUGAAGUUUUAAUUCAAUAGUUUACCUAAAGAAAUGGAUUAAUUCU
This is a messenger RNA of Chenopodium quinoa (quinoa), 616 nucleotides long. RefSeq lists its product as uncharacterized. The record is from RefSeq and is a predicted model, not a curated record. The coding region runs from base 89 to 412 and encodes 107 amino acids. The transcript is spliced from 2 exons. Lineage: Eukaryota; Viridiplantae; Streptophyta; Magnoliopsida; Caryophyllales; Amaranthaceae.